GCCAUCGAGGAACCCUAAGACAACAUGAAGGCCUCUCUGAGUCUGCUGGGAUCGCUGUUCCCCCUCCUCCUCCUCGUCCAGUUGCCCAUUGCACAAGGACAGGCUAUCAAUGCCCAAGCCCAGCAGCAAAAGCACUGUGGAGAAGAUGCCUUCCCGCUAGAUUGCGACGACAUCUACGAGCAAGGUUCAGUGGCGGAUGGCGUCUACCUCAUUUACCCCGCAGGACCCAACACCCCUGUGCCUGUGUACUGCGACAUGACCACCGACGAUGGAAAAUGGACGAUUUUCCAGAAACGCUUCAAUGGUACUGUCAGUUUCUUUCGGGGCUGGAACGACUACAGGUUUGGCUUCGGCAGGGCAGAUGGUGAAUACUGGCUAGGCCUUCAAAAUAUUCACCUCCUGACCCUUAAGAACAAGUAUGAGCUACGUGUGGAGCUGGAGGACUUUGAGAACAACACAUCCUUUGCCAAAUACACAGACUUCUCGCUCUCGCCCAAUGCUAUCAGUGCGGAGGAGGACGGCUAUACGCUCCACGUGUCUGGUUUCACUGAUGGGGGAGCAGGUGACUCGCUGUCUUACCAUAAUGGCCAGAAGUUCUCCACUUUUGACCGUGAUCAGGACCUUUACGUGCAGAACUGUGCGGCACUCUCCUCGGGCGCUUGGUGGUUCAAGAGCUGUCACUUCUCCAACCUCAACGGCUUCUACCUUGGUGGGGCCCACCUCUCCUAUGCCAAUGGCAUUAACUGGGCCGCCUGGAAGGGCUUCUACUACUCCCUCAAGGAAAGUGAGAUGAAAAUACGCCGUGUCUGAGACCCAAGAUGACCAGGGGUCUGUUGCCAUCAUGGCAUUUGGCCACUGGAGAGAUGAUGCAGGCUGGUUGUCCAAUUAA
This is a messenger RNA of Euleptes europaea (tarantolino), 889 nucleotides long. RefSeq names its product microfibril associated protein 4 (gene MFAP4). The coding region runs from base 25 to 810 and encodes 261 amino acids. The transcript has 6 exons. NCBI's taxonomy places the organism in Eukaryota, Metazoa, Chordata, Lepidosauria, Squamata, Sphaerodactylidae. Gene Ontology annotation, biological process: elastic fiber assembly. The record is from RefSeq and is a predicted model, not a curated record.